AUUUCGAAAUUUUUGAGAAGACCGUUUGCUCCCUACUCGCUCGCUCGCUGCAUCGUCGUCCUCGAUUUCUCUUUCUGCGAAUUUGAUCAAUCGCGCAGCAAAGAUCCAUCGCCGUCGUCGCUGUUCCGUAGUAGAGAUCAUCAGUUUUCCAUAACCGUUUCGAUGCUCCAAUCGCCGUUUUCGAGACCCGGUUAAGAUACUGUCGAAGCCUCUCGAAAUUUUCUAAUCGUACAGCUGAGAACCGGCGUUGUUAAAGAAUGCUUCAAUGGAUGGGAGGAUCGAGGCGGAAAGUAGCCGCUUCGCAUACAUCGGUGAAGAAGAGGCAAAAACAAUACUUUGAGCAGAGGAGACGGCAACAGCAUCAGUUCACGGCUGGGUCUGGGAGCUGUAGUAAUGAUAGAAACAGUAGUAAUCAACACCAAUCUUUGGAUAUUCUCAAUUUCAUCAACUUGUCAACUCCUGCUACUCCUGAAUGCAAACCUUCUCGUCCAGAAGAUGUGAAAGAAGUAGUGGAAGAUCGGGAUGCUAGUUUCUACAGUCUGAAGGACAACAUUACAGGAGUAGGAAGUUCAUUUAACAAUAAAGCAGAAACUAGUUCCUCAAAGAGGAUUUCGCUUAGUCUCCCUGACAACCAGACAAAUGAUUUUAAGAAAGCGAACACAACAGCGGAUCUGAUGGGCGGCACAGAGCGGAAGUUAUCCGUCUUUGAUUUGGUUGGUGAUGAUCACACAACAACCAAUCGGAAAGAAUGUUCUCCAUCUGAGCCUCACAUGGCAUUUUCAGUUGAAGGUUUAGGUAAAAUAAACACGGAAACUCCGCCUAAUUCUCCACAACCAUCAAGCAGAAACUUUUCGUACGGGUGCUCCUCUCCAUGGAAUGAUUCCGGUCAACCGACAUCAAACGUCAGGGAAAGGCUCAGCGACUUUGAGAAGGAAAGGGACAUCAUUGAAAGUAGCAAAAUGUUCCAAGAUGACAAACAUUAUAGGUCUCCCAUCGACAUACAAGCUACAUAUGGGGGCAGAAGUCAAAAACUGCGCACUUCCACUGAUCACUUGCACAAACCAUAUAUCAGCGACUCAAGAGGCUACUUAUGUGACACUGCAGAUUUCAACAAAAGCAGGGUAUUUGAUGAAAACGAGUGGAAUGCUAAACCCACCUUUCUAGAUGACGGGGUGGGCAGAUUUUACUGGAAGGACCAACAGCCACGUCAAGAGAACCGUAAUUUCAACAAUUAUGGAAGGCAUUACACUGGGAGCCGCUCUUCUGCAGAACACCAUGCUACAAAGAAGAGGGAUUACCUGGAAACGACCUGGAGGUCCAACAUCGAAGGUUCACCAGUUCGAAGACCACAGCGUCUAGAAAGGGCCAUCGAUCAUCCGAGUUUUGAAAAGGAAACAACCCUCGACUUUAACUUUGACAAAGUAUUUGACCCACCGGUUUGGUCAUCCGUUGUACUUGAGGAAGACAAAGACAGCCAUAGCUUGCGUAGUGAAGAAUCUUGCUCGUCUAGUGCAGUUUGGGCCAAUGAAACCUCCAUUUCACAUGAGACCAAUACAAGACAGAGGAAAGGGGAAACUGAUUCUUUUUGCAACCUGGGAAACAAGAAGUAUUUGAAUAAUGGCCUUUCCUAUGAAUCUUGGGAAGACUGGGAUGUGGAUGAUCAACAACUGAAGAGAAAAGUUGGGUCUGGAAAGCAGGUCAGACUAUCAAACCCAGGAAUGUUGAGAUCUACCAGUCAGAGAGACUCCUCUUCCCGUGGUGGUCUCGACGCCCCUUACAAUUGGUUUGCAGAAGGAUUUACAGCUGCAGGCAUAAGCUCAGAUAUUACAACCGAGAGAGACAAACCAUAUCCUUUCCUAAACCCCGUUGUUGGUAGCUCGCACCGGCGUCAAUCUCGAGCCCCUGAUUCUAUUCCGGAAACAUGGGUCCCUAAGUAUUCAGCAGAAGGCAGUGGAUAUGGUGAUGAUGAACACAACUACAUGAACUGUGUAUCAGCAAACCAUAAAUCUAAACUAGCAGGAGACGUAUGCAGUUUUGGGAGUGAUACGUUAUCAGAGAACGAUAAUGAACAAAGCAAAGAAGUGAAUGAUCCAAAAAAUCAGGGAGAUGAGACCUCAUCAUCCGUUGCAAAGAGCCUCUCAGACGAAAAUGAGUAUGUACGAUGUAACCCGAACAAGGAGGUUGUGAAAGCUCGGCAUCAAGGAAACAGAGGUGGAGAAAAGACAAGUAGAGACUCGCACCAACAAAUGAUAAUGCUGGAAAGACGCACGCUUCAAUUCGUUUGUUUAAACAAGACAUUGCUCCUUGACUCUUUAAAAACUUAGGUAAGAAUUUCAUACUAGUAUUCUUGUGUCUUUUAUUUCAAGUUAUCUCGAAAACUGAAAUACGUAAAUAAAAGUUCAUGUUGCUUGGGGAUAAGGGAAUGUGCAAAUUUGGUAUAUUUUUAGUUGAGGGGUUACACAGAUGUAAAAAUCAACAAUAUGUUGCCUGUACAGGCGUUUAGUGUUUGCGUUUGCACCUACUCUU
Molecule: messenger RNA, 2526 nt
Organism: Brassica napus (rape)
Lineage: Eukaryota; Viridiplantae; Streptophyta; Magnoliopsida; Brassicales; Brassicaceae
Exons: 20
Coding region: 258-2324 (688 amino acids)
Source: RefSeq, a predicted model, not a curated record